GUGACUUGCCAGCGGGUGGAGCAUAAAAUUAUUUGGUAGACCGCUCCUUUUCCAGCCGUCGAUCACUCCAAAAGUAGACCGUGCCGAGAGCCAAAGAGAUUAUCGAGUGACGGCGAAAAACAGGAACGAAAAUGUUGCCAGGCAGUUGUUCUGCGCUCCUUGGAUCACCGACUUAGCUCGGUUGUCCUUCCUGCUGUAGAGAAAGGUUACAGCAGUAGUCCUAGUCAACUAGCCUUGAGGAGUGCUUGGCGGGUGGGGGGGCUGGACCGCGGGUGGAUACUCCAUCAGGUGACCGAGGUGACCAAGGUCAUCGAUGUCUACACCUGACGAUGAAGAGGCCGACUUCACCAACCAGCUCAAGGGUGGCAUUCCGGUCAUGCUACACGUGAAGGUUGGGAAGCUCGAACCAGGGUCUAUUCAGCUCGUCGACGAGGAGAACGAGAAGCUCGUCAUCAAGACUCUCAGGGAGGGAUGGUUCUCGUGGUGCUACUGCUACAACAGGCGAUACGAGCUUAGCCCGGGGCAGCUGGAACCUGUCGAGAAUAGGACGCACACCAUGAGACUCAACCGAUCGACGGUUCUCCUGAACGGUGGUGACUCCCACAACACCGCCAGCAUGCUCCGCCGCAGCCUCAGCCUCCUUCGCCGCCACCCCCACCCGGAGUCAAUCGACCUCACGUUCUCCACACCCAAGCUGGAAGAGAGCUUGAGGCUUUGGGCGCACAAGAGACUGGCAGUCGUCAAUCCAGCAUCAUCGCUUGCCCGCGAAAGCAGCGAGAGGGUCGUGCAGGCCCUCCAGGGUCUCCGCCCUUCCGAGGACUCUGACGUGGAGACGGCAUACUCAGAGGAACAGCCAACCCCGAGGGAGCUCCGGCGCAGCGGCAGCCCCAAGAUCUGGCCGGCACAGGGGCACCUGGUCAAGCGACAGAGCUCUCGGAAGGCAUUCAAGUCCGAGUCGGAGAAGUGGGACCGACGACCCAGCGCCAGGAACGUGGGCUCCACGAUCCCCGAGGGAAAGGAUCCCGGUAGCAGCGGCGGCGAGGACAGCGGAGCCAGCGACGGCAGCGACAAGGCCGCGUGGGCGUGGAAGGCGCCGCCCGUGCUGCGCAAGCUGAGCGUCAGCAGCAACACCUCGUCACGAGGUGGGGGAGGGGGGCGGGGGGAGAGCGCCGCCGUCGUGUCGCCCCCCCCCCCGGACACGGCCGCGGGCAGCAGCAGCGUCGACAGUGCGGACAUGGCGUCGGGCACCUCCACUCCGCCCCUGCCCCCUAGCGUGGGGUCCUUGCCGCCAUCUCGCCGCUCUUCCCUUACGAUCGGCGCCGCUGCCGCCCCUGCCGCCGAGGAGCGGGAGCCUGAAAGGGCCAGGUCUUCCGCCGACUCCGGCGCCCGCGGCGGCGACUUCUGGGACCCCCUCGGGCUGAUGAACGACGCCACGCUGGACACGCCGCCGGCCAAGAAGACACUGCCCAGGCGCGGGUCGGCGCGCCGGGGGCAGGCUACGCAGUCCACCACCAGCACCGCCGCCGCCGCCGCCCCUGCCGCCGGAAGACCGCCGGCAACAACCGCGGCGGCGGGAGAAGGAAGGGGAGCAGGAGGAGGAGACGGGAAAGACCGAACCUUGCCCCCGCAAGGCUCGAAGAAGAAGAAGUCGUCGCAAGGCAAGGCCGCGGCGAAGGAUCCCCCGAGGGUGACCAUCGAGAGCGACAACAAGGAGUAGUAGGCCAACGGCAGUAAUGGUGUUGUGUUUUGUUUUUUCCUUGUUCGCCGGGGGAUGGGUGAUAACGGAAGGUGGACCGAGAGCUGUGGGUGUUCGUGUGACCGGUCUUUCGACCCUACUGCAAGCGACCCUCUGCCGUGGAAGCGGCAUGCAUGUCGACAAGGUGGGAGGUAGGUGACAGCGGCGGGGUGGUGGAGGCGCCAGAGCUCGGGUGGUUGUCGGAGGAGAGCUCAGAGAGGCUCAGAGAGGAGGAAGAAGUGGGGCAAGAGGUCGGGCGGGAACGGGCUCGGCCAACGGCCGAUAGUUUGCCCCGUCACCCGUUGAGCGAAGAGGGAAUCCGUCAAGCUCACCCCCACACCCAACCUUCGUGCGACUCCGCGCGAAGCAACCCAUGCCGGGCUGCUCGGUACCUGUUCGUGGGUCCGCAAGGGUGGGGAGGAGCACGCGGGGGCCGGGGGGAGGGGUACUCUUGUCUUUCCCUGCUGCGGGAGUUUUCUAUAUAUAUAUAUAUAUAUAUCUAGGGCAGAAAAAAUAACAUUGUGUACUUGCCGUGUAUAAUGCCAGACCAUUUGUGCCGUUGGGAUAGGGUCGGCGAGGAAUGGCGCACACCAGAGGCACACUGAAACGCGGGUGGGCUUGAGAGCCUGCGUUCGGGCACUCGCGUGGAUCGGCGAGGCACUUGACCUUUAACCAACGAUGGUGUUAUAGCAAAGAGUAGCCUGUCCCGUGCAUUCGGUACGGGUGGAUUAGGUUGAAAGGCCGCCGUGGGGCGAGACACACGGGGGUGGCUAAUUGUUUUGCGUUGACAUCUUCUUACAGAACAACUCAUCUCUCCCCAUAGAGUCCGGGAUAACACAGCGAUGUCCUAGUUCCCACGUUGUGGGACCUAUCUGCGUUGUACUAGUUAUUUCACCCCCGAGUCGCUUGUGCGGGGCAAGCCGAAUAAAAGCAAACUGCGCAUCACCACAUUCUAGAUUUUAAUGUUAGGGAGUGCCGCAUGAUGUAGCCACUAUUAGAGGGGGGCGUUUCGCCCAACUGGUGAGUUCUUGCUAGAUUUGCCAGAGGCAAUCAUUCCUGACGAGUCGUUUUUUGCGUGUGCCAUUUUGCGCUGCGGAUGAGGUGGAAACGCGGGCGACGGGUGAAGGAUGCCUUGUCGUGCCGUGGAGCAGCAGUUCGGUUGCUCUGUGUCUGUUGGCCAUCACCGCCAGAGAAUGGUUGGCACGGACGGUCUGAUAAUAGUGGACAACGAGAACAAAGCGGAGUAAUUUUUUAUGUGGUUGGCACGGUCUGAGAGUGGACAACGAUAUCAAGGCGGAGUACUCUUUUUUACGUGCUUAGGUGGUUCACGUUUUUAGUCAUACACGUGCCAUACCUGGAGAAUUUAUGUCUACGUAGGGCGCUCGCUGGUGCCAACAAAUAAUUGCAUCGUGCGUGGUUUUCGUUCGCGAUUGUUUCCCCCACUUGAGCGGCCAGGAGAGAGAGGGAGAAUCGACUGUCGAGUCGAACGAGUAUCUGGUAGUUAUCGGUCCUGCAUUCAUCUCUCAAGAACUCAUCUCGUGCCCACGAACUCACCGCUGUACGAAUGAACGUAGUCAGUCGAACCUGUUUACCCCCAGCGCACCACCGAACCUUCGUUCCUUCGUUUGCCACACCCAAACUACUACUGUAGCUGCUUUGUUCUGUCCUCGAUCGACCGUUUCUCAAAUAUGUAGUGUUGUUCUACUCAGGUGUAUCAUGGAACGGUCGAACCUGAUACAAACCAUUCCAAUCGCUACCCAACCCCCUCUUGUGCUCCCUGAUCCCUUCCGCGCGCCCCAGCCGCGCCC
Molecule: messenger RNA, 3543 nt
Organism: Ectocarpus sp. CCAP 1310/34
Lineage: Eukaryota; Phaeophyceae; Ectocarpales; Ectocarpaceae
Source: the annotation of a GenBank genome assembly